Syngnathoides biaculeatus (alligator pipefish) is the source of this 1387-nucleotide messenger RNA. RefSeq names its product mediator complex subunit 22 (gene med22). Gene Ontology annotation, molecular function: transcription coregulator activity. NCBI's taxonomy places the organism in Eukaryota, Metazoa, Chordata, Actinopteri, Syngnathiformes, Syngnathidae. Gene Ontology annotation, cellular component: mediator complex. The record is from RefSeq and is a predicted model, not a curated record. The transcript has 4 exons. The coding region runs from base 441 to 1049 and encodes 202 amino acids. Gene Ontology annotation, biological process: regulation of transcription by RNA polymerase II.
ACGGGAUGCUCAUAAUUCCGGAAUCAUAAAAUUAGAUUUAUUGUUGUUUUUUUGGGCAUGUGCUCACUAGAUGGCGGUAGUCGCAACACACCGCGGAUGUCACCCGCACUCGUAAAAGAAGACAGCACUGACUUAUUUUUGUUUUUCGUCCCUUACAUAGCUCAUUAAUCUGAACAAAUAGUGAUUUAGACAGCAUGUAAAUACUUAUUUUUUUUCACUGGGCCUACAUUUACAGCAUAACUUCACUAAGACGCGUCUGUUUCUUUUUUUUCCCGGAACAAGGUUACAUGUUCGUGCCUUGCUAGCUUGUACUGCUACAAGGUGCUAACAGUUCUCGUCGCUGCUAAGUUCACAUUUUGCUUUCGCGCUCAGUGGACGAAGGCGUCUUAUGUUCAUGGGAAUUCUGUAGCUAAAACCACAGUUGCCUUUGCUUGAGCACAAUGGCGACCCAGAGAGUGCUUCCUCAGAGCAAAGAAACUCUGCUGCAAAACUACAACAAGAGGCUGAAAGAUGACAUCAGGUCUAUCCUGGACAACUUCACCGAGAUCAUCAAAACUGCUAAGAUAGAAGACGAGACGCAGGUUUCUCGAGCAACUCAAGCAGAGCAAGACCAUUAUGAGAUGCACGUUCGAGCAGCUAAUAUUGUCCGCGCUGGCGAGUCGUUGAUGAAGCUGGUGUCGGAUCUGAAGCAGUUCCUGAUCCUCAACGACUUCCCCUCGGUCAACGACGCCAUCAGCUUGCAGAACCAGCAGCUGCGGUCGUUGCAGGAGGAAUGUGACAAGAAGCUGACCUCCCUGCGCGACGAGAUCGCCAUCGAUCUGUACGAACUCGAGGAAGAAUAUUACUCCUCCAGCUACAAUCAGUGGGACAGCGCCGAGCUGCCCCUGUGCGAGGCGUACCGGCGACGGGACAGCUGGACAUCCCCGGGCAGCAGCUGCGGCUCCAGCCAAGGGGAGCAAGAGGACGCCGAGGGACCCCCGCAACAAGAGGUCAACCCGCAACACCACCUCAACGGGCACACGGGCGCCGCGCCCAUUGAGAAAUCCUGAACAUUUGAAUCGUCAAAUUGUUGACAUGCGGAAGGAACCUUACUUCCUCGGGAUUGGGAAAAUUAUGAAAUACAUUCCACUGAGUUUCAUCUGUUGUCCUAUAAAAAAGCUUUUCCAGUUACUUGAUUACCGUAUCAGCAUUAAAAGUAAGUCCACAUGGAAGUGAAAAUCUAGUUAGCUGUUUUUUUUUUUUUUUUUUUAUUCCCAAUGUCAUCUAGUGAAUGUACAAAUUUCCAUUAAUUUCACGAUAGACCAGACUCAUUUAUAAUUUUAAUUUGUAACAAGUCCUGAACUUACUCCACAACGCAAUGCCAAUAAAUAACAAAUGCUGAUGUUGA